Molecule: messenger RNA, 999 nt
Organism: Ipomoea nil (Japanese morning glory)
Lineage: Eukaryota; Viridiplantae; Streptophyta; Magnoliopsida; Solanales; Convolvulaceae
Exons: 1
Coding region: 1-999 (332 amino acids)
Source: RefSeq, a predicted model, not a curated record
AUGGACAAGGAACAAGACGAGAUUCAGUUUCUUGGGUUCUUGGACAUAUUCAAAGAAUCAUUGGGCGUGGUUUCAGCAAUGAAGAAGAUUUUCUUUCAGAUAACAGUGGUCAUGAUCAUCCCUCUCUCCUUCAUUUACCUAGCACAUAUUGAGAUCUCUGAUAUCAUCUUCACCGACAUCCUCCGUGAUGAAUAUAUUCUGGACAGGAUCCAAGAGGGCACCCAGACGUACGACAAGAUCUCUGAUGUCCUUACCUCUGAAUGGACCGCCUUCUGGUUCUUCAAGAUAGCCUACUUCAUCUUCUUCCUCGUCCUUGCCCUCCUCUCCACCUCCGCGGUUGUCUACACCAUUGCCUGCAUCUACACCUCCAAGGAAAUUUCCUUCAAGAAGAUCAUGUCUGUUGUCCCUAAGGUCUGGAAACGCCUCAUGGUAACUUUCCUCUGGAGUUUUCUCAUUCUUUUUGCUUACAACAUCCUCACUAUUACCAUUCUAAUUCUCUGGCUCAUAAUGAUGGGGCCUAGAGGAUUUGGAUUGUUUGGUGCUGUACUUCUAAUGCUAAUGUACAUGGCCGGGUUUGUGUAUAUCACGGUUAUAUAUCAUCUGGCCAGUGUGGUGUCUGUGCUUGAAGAUGUGCAUGGCCUGGACGCCAUCAUCAAGAGCAAGGGCCUCAUCAAGGGUAAACUGGGUAUAUCCGCCCUCAUUUUCCUGCUUUUGAACACGAUUUUCAUUGGAAUUCAGACAGGGUUUGAGUACUUUGUGGUGCUUGGCUAUGGAGGUGGAUUUACAGGGAGUGUAUGGUAUGCAAUUUUGUUUGUGUUGUUGUUGGCAAUUUUGAUGCUCUAUGGACUCACCAUCCAGACUAUCAUCUACCUCAUCUGCAAGUCAUAUCACCAUGAGAAUAUUGACAAGUCCUCAUUGGCAGAUCAUCUAGAAGAUUACGAUGGAGAAUAUGUUCCUUUGAAGUCUAAGGAUGUACAACUUGAGGCAUUUGAUGUUUAA